Lentinula edodes (shiitake mushroom) is the source of this 1649-nucleotide messenger RNA. RefSeq lists its product as uncharacterized. The coding region runs from base 267 to 1292 and encodes 341 amino acids. The transcript has 6 exons. The record is from RefSeq and is a predicted model, not a curated record. Lineage: Eukaryota; Fungi; Basidiomycota; Agaricomycetes; Agaricales; Omphalotaceae.
AUUAAGGUCGUUUUUUUUGAGUCAUGUGCUUCCUUUGGGAAAUAUCGGUGCCACCGUGGAACAAACAGGUAAAAGCAAAUUAUAUUUCUCUUUCUACAUAAUUCGCUUUUCUCCAGCACAAAGUUGACCUUUGGUUGAAUUUGUUUGGCCAUCCGCGGUGUUUGUUUCCUGCCUUUCUUCUUCUUUUUCCUUCCCUUUCCCAACGUAUAAAUUCGCCUGCGAUCGACCAUAGAUUUGUCGCGUUUUUUCUCAUCAGUUCUAAAAUCAUGCCUCGCGCUAGUCCCACCGACGGUGGCGAUCCUCGAGAGUGUCCUGAGUGCCACAGAAUUCUUGCACGCAAAGAUUCAUUGUCAUAUAAAUGCCCUUACGAUGGCUGCACGUUUUCGAAUCUACAGAAAUCUAACGUCGAUACGCAUCUAAGGACUCACACCAACGAAAAGAGCAUUGUUUGCCCGGACGUUGAUAUAUGUGGGUUCGCUACGAACGAUCCUGCUGCACUCACCCGUCAUCGGAAACGACGCCAUGACUAUGUUCCGAGGCCUAGGAAGCGCCGUGCCGUAGCCCCCCAGCCUGCUCCUAUUUCUCCAACCGAAUCCUCUAUGACGAGCUCGGACGUGGUCCCUAAUAGCAUUGAAUCUCUUGCUCCUGCCGCUGCUCCCGUGGGUGGUGAUCUCAGCCUUAUGCCUACUAUCACUAUCCCUGGGUUGUUUGCUUUUCCCGUCUUCACCCCUGCCCCAAUCCCUCAUAACUGUGACAUCUAUGGAAUGCUCCGGCCUUCGGUGUCAUGUGAGAAGAGCUCAGAACUCUCCAACCUCGUCAACGAUCCCUGUAGUGACGGAAUUUUCUGGGGACCCCUUACUCGCUCUCUGGAGCCGAAAAUCCUUUUACCUGCCUAUGAGAGCGCUUCCCCCCUACACACCACGUCUGUGCAACUUUCUUCGAAGCACGACCUUGAUGGAUUGAUUGUUCUCGCACCAACUAGCUUCACUAAUGACGGUAUUGGGAACUCAGCACUGCCCGAACUUUACAUGGCAAUUGGGUCAGUCACUGUCCUGGCAUAUUUCUGGCUGUUCAAACGACUCCGUUCCACAUUUGAGAAUCUUUUUGGCUCGGUCACGACGCAGGUUGAUUAUUCCUUCGACAAUCUACAUGGCUUUCUGAGGGAUAGCUGUAGUGUCCCGUUUGCCCCAGAUGUCUUCGACAAUGAAGAUGCUGUUGUAGUUGUUGAACAAUACGAAGAGGAAAACGAGCACGACACCGUCGCCAGACCGAAUGGCGCAUCAGUCGUCUAAAUUCAUCUUCUCGGUAAAGUCCCUUCCAAAACGUUUCAAGGUUGACGGUCAAAUUUCCCACUUUUCUUCAGUUGUCCAAUCCUUCACUUUAUCACAUCGUACUAUCCUUCUAUCCUCGCCAAUCUCUUCUUUCAGACAGUAAACCUCGUGUUUCCCUUUUCUUUCUUGAUCAAAUAGUGCAAAUACUAGGGUUCGCACUUCAUAAUCAGAAAUGCUCAGUAUUUACUUCAAGUUUGAAUUGUUCGUAUUAUCAACAUGUAACUGCAGCGGUCUGUCCCGUGAAAUGUGUCAUUAGACCUACUCUAUGUAUUCUAUGUACAACUUAUGUGCUAAGAGCUCGUCUGGUAUUCGAAUGAA